This is a messenger RNA of Lycium ferocissimum, 693 nucleotides long. RefSeq lists its product as uncharacterized. Bases 1 to 693 code for a protein of 230 amino acids. The transcript has a single exon. NCBI's taxonomy places the organism in Eukaryota, Viridiplantae, Streptophyta, Magnoliopsida, Solanales, Solanaceae. The record is from RefSeq and is a predicted model, not a curated record.
AUGGGCAAGCGAGGUUGUGAACGGUGUUUGGAGAGUUAUUUGAGGUGCAUGACUUUUGAUAAACCCAAAGAGUGGCCUAGGUGGUUAGGCCUUCUUGAAAAUCUUGGUAUAACACUUCCCAUCACUCGGCCUAUUAACAUGUCCCCUUAUGAGGUCAUUUUUAUUCAAAAACCACCUCCUUGUACCCUACCUCCCUUUGGACUCCCAACAUGGACAUGGUUGAUAGAAGUCUCGAGCGAGGAAGUUAUCCUCAGGAAACUCAAAUUUCACUUGGCUCAGGCUCAGAACAGGAUGAAAAUGCUGGCUGACAAGCACAGGACUGAGAGGUCUUUUGAGGUUGGUGAUUGGGUUUUUGUAAAGUUGCAACCCUACAGGCAACUCUCUCUCAAAGAUCACUCCUUUCAGAAGCUAUCAUCUAAGUUCUUUGGCCCUUUCCAAGUUACUGCUACAGUGGGACAUGUUGCCUAUACUUUGGCUCUACCUAGGGGGUCCAAAAUUCAUCCAACUUUCCAUGUCUCUCAGCUGAAGAAGAAGAUAGGCUCCCACCUUGCCUCUACCACACUACCAGAGGUUCACUCAGACUCUGGUCACAUUUUACUGACCCCUGCAGCCAUUCUUGAUAGGAGGUUGGCACAACGGAGGGGAAAGGCAAUCACUCAAGUCUUAGUUAAAUGGUUAAAACCGUGGCUUUGA